Molecule: messenger RNA, 378 nt
Organism: Cadophora gregata
Lineage: Eukaryota; Fungi; Ascomycota; Leotiomycetes; Helotiales; Ploettnerulaceae
Exons: 1
Coding region: 1-378 (125 amino acids)
Source: RefSeq, a predicted model, not a curated record
AUGCCUGUCCAUGAUCCCGUCUUGGGUGCAGCACUCCAGAACAGGGCGUCUGCUUGGCACUUUACACCUUUGCCGUUCUUACCGAGGAGAAAGGAACGUCAAACGUUGAACGUUGUGUUGCAACAUACAGAGAUAUCCACACUGACAAACAGUGUACGUAAAAGUAAAUACAAUACAGCCCAUUAUCUUGAUAUCGUGGAGUUGUGGGGAUUUCGCGGGGUCCGGGGAUUGGGUUUAGAUAAUACAUUGAUUGUCGAGCCGUUGGCGACAGAGGAUUUCACGAUCAGGAGAUCACAUCCGGCACUUCAAACACCAAGCCUAGGCGCUAUCAUCUCAUCUCUUCAUCCGUCAGAUCAGAUGUUUACACGCACCACUUAG